AUGGAAUUCAUGCAGAGGAAUAUAAUCAUAUCGCUUUUGAUCUUCGUGCUCGGGCUGGCAAAAGACAUUUGCUUCUGCCUGCGGCUGACGGAGGUUCGCAUCCCAAAUCAUGUGGCCAAGAACAGCACCGUCCAGCUCGAGUGCCACUUCGACCUGAACGGCGAAGCCCUGUACUCCGUCAAGUGGUACAAAGACGGUAACGAGUUCUACCGAUACGUUCCUAGAGAUAAUCCACCAGCUCAGUUCUUCCUGCUGACGGGAGUGUCAGUUGAUCUGCUGAAUUCGACUGAAAAUCAGAUAGUGCUGAACAAUGUAACUUUGGCCUCGUCCGGGCGGUAUCGUUGCGAAGUAUCAGCGGAAGCACCCUCCUUCCAGACCGUCUCCAGCCACGGUGACAUGGUGGUGGUAGCCCUGCCGGAUACGGAUCCAAAAAUCACCGGCGGAAAGCCGCGCUACCAGAUCGGUGACAUGGUGCGAGUGAACUGCACGUCGGGCCGCUCGAAACCGGCUGCCAAGCUGACGUGGUUCAUCAACGGUGAGGUGGCCGAUUCGAGCAUUCUGCGCCACUACGACACUGUGAUAACUGGGAGAGAAGGCCUAGAGACUACAAUUUUAGGAUUAGAGUUUCGCGUGCGGUUGCGGCAUUUCAAGCGCGGCGAUAUGAAGCUGAAAUGCGUAGCCACGAUAGCACACGUGUACUGGAAAAGCAACGAAGAGAGCGUCGAGGGUGAUAAGCAACCGAAACCGCCGGCACUAGAGUCGAAGGAGACACUCCAUCCCAACGGUUCCCGAGCGGACCGGCAAGAAAGCAACUCCAGUGCCAGCAACCACCACCGGCGGAGAUUUAUGGCCAGCGGCUCUGCCAACGUGCUUCUGCUGUCGCUGGUGCUCCUGUCGCUUCUCAACCCGUUGUCCACCACGUCGGUGUCGCCGUCGCCGCCGCGGUCCUCGAUUGGGAGAUAA
Messenger RNA from Sabethes cyaneus, 963 nucleotides. RefSeq lists its product as uncharacterized. The record is from RefSeq and is a predicted model, not a curated record. NCBI's taxonomy places the organism in Eukaryota, Metazoa, Arthropoda, Insecta, Diptera, Culicidae. The coding region runs from base 1 to 963 and encodes 320 amino acids. The transcript has 6 exons.